Molecule: messenger RNA, 2430 nt
Organism: Gopherus flavomarginatus (Mexican gopher tortoise)
Lineage: Eukaryota; Metazoa; Chordata; Testudines; Testudinidae
Product: collagen and calcium-binding EGF domain-containing protein 1-like
Exons: 11
Coding region: 223-1371 (382 amino acids)
Molecular function (GO): calcium ion binding
Source: RefSeq, a predicted model, not a curated record
UCUGACUUCGGGCCAGGGAGCCUGGGUGCAGGGCGGCGGAGCCAGACGGGCAGAUAGCCCAGGAGAGAGCGGAGCUGAGGACACCCUGCGCAGGGACUGGGCGCCGGGCUGCCAGGCAGGGGGAGCAGCGGGAGAAGCCGAGCUGGCCCAGAGCCGCCAGCCCCUAGCGGGGUCCCGCAUGGCCCGGCUGUGAGGGGUGCGCUGGGGAGGGAGUCCAGGGCGAUGCUGCGCCUGCUGGAAGCCGAGCUGCUCUUCGCUUCCCUGCUCUCCGGCCCCUUCCCGCCGCUCUCCGGGGAUCGGCAGAGCGAAUCUUGUCCUGAGAAUAAAAUCCUGACCAUGGAAUAUUCCUGCACGGGAGCAGGCGGGACGCCAGCCACAUGCUUACGGAGGAAAUGCUGUGAGGGCUAUAGGUUUGUGAUGGGCCAGUGUAUCCCGGAAAGCGUGGACGUGUGUGCCAACUUCCCGUGUGAGCAGCAGUGCACGGACAACUUCGGUCGCGUCCUGUGCACGUGCUUCCCUGGCUAUCGCUUUGACAGAGAGCGCCACAAGACUCACCUGCACCCUUACUGCCUGGACAUUGAUGAGUGUGUGGAAAGUGGAGGUGCCGUCUGUGACCAGCUGUGUACGAACACCCCAGGCAGCUACCGGUGCCAUUGCCAGCCUGGCUAUUACAUAGCGUCUGAUGGGACAACCUGCCUGAAAUCCAGCAAUGGCACCACAGUGGUCAAGUCGGAGACCCUGAUGGGCACCAGGUCCUGCUCCAUCACCUGCGAGGAGUUCACCAGUAUGAAACAGACGGUCUCCCAGCUGAGACACAAGCUGCGGCUCCCUGGCUUGGAUAAUGAGAGUGGAACAACCUGGAUGAGGAUUAACCGAAAACCAGCAGACCCCUCGCAUCAUCCUCCUGUUCUAGGGCCCCCAGGCCUCCCGGGGCCUCCAGGUGACCCAGGUGCAACAGGGGAGAAAGGGAGUCCAGGGGCAGUGGGACCUCCAGGGCCUCCGGGAACCCCAGGGCCCCGCGGGGACAUGGGCCCAAUGGGACCGUAUCCUGACUUUGCACAUAUCAAAAUCGGACGGAGGGGACCAGUGGGCGCUGCUGGGGCACCGGGGAGGAAUGGCCAGAAGGGUGAACGAGGACACCCCGGUCCCCGAGGGCCACCGGGCCCCCCAGGCUCCUUUGACUUCCUGCUCCUGAUGAUGGCCGACAUCAGGAAUGACAUCAUUGAACUACAAGAGAAAGUGUUUGGCCAGCGCCGGAGGAUGGAGUUUGAGAUGCCGUCUGCCAACAGCAGGGACUCUGAGGUGCACGAAUGGGGAUCCGGCCAGGAGGAGCUGCUGCGGGGACCUAGACCCACGCGCUCAGCCACAUGACCAGGUGCAGACACCCGCUCCCCUGCAGUUGGACUCACGAGUCAUCCACACUCCAGAGACAUUGCUUGGACAUGUGAUGCUCCAGGGAUGUUCCAUGGUUGCCAGACACGGCAGCUGAUUCAUCCCCUUGGGCCAAUCUGAUCCAUCCAUCACAGUCGCUGUCCAGAGCAGAGAGUCUAUUUAUUAUGAAUACUAAAUGUUAUAUUUUUACACUAGACAGAAUGGAAAAGAGGUAUUUUUAUAAAGGUGCUUUUCUGUCUCUUUGAAGAAGACGGGACAUUCUCCAGACUCAGGGAGGAAGCCCUGGUUUUGCUUCUCUGCAGCAGCUCAGCUUCUGCCAGCAAUUUACAUCCAGGGGAAAUGUAGGGCAAAUGAGCUGGAAGGAAGGAGUUAAAACCCAGAGGGCCUGAUUCUCUUCUCAUUCCAGUUUUAUACCAGGGUCACUGUGUUGAUUUCACUGCGGUUGCUCCCGGGUUACGCUAGUGUGAGUAGAAAAUCAGGUGCGGAUAAUCUCAGAUCCCUGCUGAUGUGUCCAAGGGAGAAUUCUUUACUGACUUCAGAUCUGACCCUCUGUGUAACCUUGCUCCAAAAAGCUCGGUUUAACACCUAUUCGGUAUGAUGCUCUGUCCCUCGCUAGUGAUGGCAGGUUGAUGAAGCUGCCACAGCUGGGUCUUUUAGCUCAGACAACAGAAGCUUAUGGUUCCAGAUCCCCACUGCCAAUAACCCACUUGGUAGAAAGAGAGAGACAGACCACUAAGGGCAAUUAGUAAAAGCUCACUGGGCAUGCAGGGCCCUCCUUGCCUGGGGAGCCGGUGUCACUCUUAGCCCUGGGAUUUCAUGAGCACAGGUUACGUCCAUAAAUACUAAGGGCCAAAUGCAGCUGUGAACGCUGCUAUCAUUUUUGCACCUCUCCUCUUGUAAAUGACACGAAUCUGGUCUUGCAUGCCCUUACCCUCACCUCUGACUUUGGUCUCUGUAGCAAGAGAGAUGGCAAUGGAAAUAACUGCAAACAGAGGACAGUUAGCGGGUUCCUUCUCCAGCUCGCUGGACCUGGGGAGA